ACCAAAAUGGCUCAAACGAUGGCAUUGCUAGUAUCACUGCUGGUCUUCAGCAAUGUUUUUGCUGUAAACUGCGCCUUCGCACCCACACUUAUUAUAGAUAUGGCUAAAAUUUUUAUGGACAACUAUUGUUCUCCUGAAAGACUUGCUGGUAUGGAGGAGGCAAUAGAUGCUGCUAGCAGCAACACGGAAAUUCUCAGCAUCCCGGAUCCCAACACACUAGCCAACGUUCUGACCGAGGGAGUUAAGAACACAAUCAGUGAUCCUAGAGUCACCGUUACCUAUGAGCCAAAUUAUGUUCCUGUAGGACCACCGGUUCUUCCUGAUCUCCCACCAGAGCAGAUGAUUGCAGUGGUCCAGGGCACAGUCAAGGUUGAAGUCCUGGAGUCCAACAUUGCAUAUUUGAGGAUUCAACACAUCAUCGGGGAGGAAAUGGCUCAAAAGAUCGGGCCACUUCUGCUGGAGCAUGUUUGGGCCAAGGUUCUUCCUACUACUGCUAUGAUCUUGGAUUUUCGUUAUGCCAGCAGUGGAGAACUUUCUGGUAUCCCUUACAUUGUUUCCUACUUUACAGACACCGAGCCACUCAUACAUAUUGACUCUGUGUAUGAUCGCCCUUCUGACACAACCACUGAGCUGUGGUCUAUGCCAACCUUGCUGGGAGAGAGAUACGGAACUACCAAGCCCUUGAUCAUUCUGACCAGUCACAGCACUAAAGGUAUUGCAGAGGAUGUUGCCUACAUACUGAAAAAUCUCAAGAGAGCCACCAUUGUUGGAGAGAAAACAGCUGGAGGAUCAGUAAAAAUUGAGAAAAUCAAGGUUGGAGACACUGACUUCUAUGUUUCUGUUCCUGUUGCUAAGUCUGUCAACCCCGUCACUGGCAAGAGCUGGGAGAUUGUUGGAGUUACACCAGAUAUUGAAGUUGAUGCAGAAGAUGCCCUUGACAUUGCAGUAGAGAUCAUUAAAUUACGUGCUGAAAUCCCUGCCAUUGUUCAGGCAGCUGCAACUCUAGUUGCAGACAACUAUGCAUUUGAAAGUGUUGGGGCAGAUGUGGCAGAGAAACUGAACGCAAUUUUAGCAAGUGGUGAAUACAGCAUGAUCAACACAAAGGCAGAACUAGAAGCAAAACUCUCAGCUGACCUUAUGAAACUUUCUGGGGACAAGAGUCUGAAGACUACCAGCAACACACCUGCACUUCCUCCAAUGAAUCCAACUCCAGAGAUGUUCAUUGAGCUGAUCAAGGUUUCCUUCCACACUGACAUGUUUGAGAACAAUAUUGGCUACCUCCGCUUUGAUAUGUUUGGGGACUUCGAACAAGUCAAAGCCAUUGCUCAGAUCAUUGUUGAACACGUUUGGAAAAAGGUGGUUGACACUGAUGCAUUGAUUAUUGAUCUCAGGAACAAUGUGGGUGGACCAACCACCUCAAUCGCUGGAUUCUGCUCCUACUUCUUUGAUGGAGACAAGGAGAUUGUUCUAGACAAGCUCUACGACAGACCUUCUGGUACUACAAGGGAACUGUUGACUCUUCCCGAGCUUACAGGUAAGAGAUAUGGCACCAAGAAGAGUCUGAUAAUCCUAACAAGUGGUGUGACUGCUGGAGCAGCUGAGGAAUUUGUCUACAUCAUGAAGAGGCUUGGUCGAGCCAUGAUUGUGGGUGAGCCAACCAGUGGGGCCUCACAUCCUCCAGAGACCUUCCGUGUGGGUGAGAGUGACGUCUUCUUGGCCAUUCCAAUUACCCAUUCAGAUACUUCUCAGGGUCCUGCCUGGGAGGGUGCUGGUAUUGCUCCUCAUAUUCCUGUGCCAGCUGAUGCUGCCCUCGAAACAGCAAAGGGCAUUCUCAACAAGCACUUUGCCAGCCAGAAAUGA
Chanos chanos (milkfish) is the source of this 1860-nucleotide messenger RNA. It is a transcript of the gene rbp3, whose product is annotated as retinol binding protein 3. NCBI's taxonomy places the organism in Eukaryota, Metazoa, Chordata, Actinopteri, Gonorynchiformes, Chanidae. The coding region runs from base 7 to 1860 and encodes 617 amino acids. Gene Ontology annotation, molecular function: retinol binding; serine-type peptidase activity. The record is from RefSeq and is a predicted model, not a curated record. The transcript has 4 exons. Gene Ontology annotation, biological process: proteolysis.